Marasmius oreades (fairy-ring Marasmius) is the source of this 1842-nucleotide messenger RNA. RefSeq lists its product as uncharacterized. Bases 1 to 1842 code for a protein of 613 amino acids. The transcript has 8 exons. Lineage: Eukaryota; Fungi; Basidiomycota; Agaricomycetes; Agaricales; Marasmiaceae. The record is from RefSeq and is a predicted model, not a curated record.
AUGGUGUGUUUAGGGGCAACUGUCUCAAAGAUUGACACAUCCUUCCAUCCAGCCCUCUCCAGUAGUCGCCUGAAGCGUGAGCUGAUAAAGGCUGAGCAGAUUAAGGCCUAUCCAGCCGGUUUAGGCCUCACUGGGGCAUAUGAUUUGUUUCACUCCGACAAACGUCUAUCACCAGAAGAGCGAUACAUCCAUACCUUCAUUGACGAAGACGGAUACGCUUUUAUCCUCACGUGUUUCAAGGCCUUAUUGGAACUGGUUCAUCAAGUGCUGUCAAUUGAGUGUGACACUACCUUCCAACGUGUACAAGAAGUCGUUUUUCGCAAAGGCAUGAACAAUCAAGAAGAGCUGGAGAUUAAUGAAUGGGAAAUGGUGAUAUUCUACAAACCCGUUCAACGAGCACUCACAAUAAUGCGCAUAUACACGAACCGCCAUGAUACCACUUCUUAUGAGAAGCUCUUUGACGCGGUGCAGAAAAUAACGCUUGACUUGACUGGUCAACCUCUGGCUUUCAAGCGUCUACGACCAGAGGGUAAUCUACUUGCAAUGGUUGUGGAUAUGGAGAUAGCUCAGGUGAAAGGCGCCGCGGCGUCAUUCGCCAAGUCUCAGGACGUCUCCUAUAGCAAGUUGAAUGGAAAGUGUUUGCCUCCAUACUUCAUCAAGCUAUGUCAUGUUCACGCUAAAAGAGGCAUACACGACUUCAGACUUAAAAUGACAAAGAAGGACUAUCGCCACCUUGUGAACUAUAUGAAUCACAUCAAGACGAAAGAAGACCUAGAAAGGUUUCAUGUCUUUGUUCUAUCCUUCAAGAUUCCAGCUCUGACUGCUUGGUGGAAGCACAAACGGUCAAUUGAUUGGAUUAUCCCAUGCACCAUUGGCGGCCUCUCCCCCAUGGGUCCAGAUUGGGACGAAACGCCAAAUCACACCAAUGCUGGUGAGGGGCAACAUGCAUGGUCAAAAGAGAGAUCAUUCAAGCAUCAGAAAAUUGUUUCGGCAAUUCAAACAGGUCGGGAUAUAGACGCAGCAACACUCAAAGAGGUGCAGAUGGCCCGGGAAAGUGGGGUGCCGUCCAACACGCACAAUGAGCUUGUAGACCGUCAAACACGCAAUGCUACUCGUCGCAAUAAUCGGGCAACAAAAGCAAGAACAGCAGAAAAACAACAGAAUGCGACUGCUGAGCUUCAAAACGAGUUAGAUUCAGCGCAGGACGAGUUGAAGCUUGCGAAGGCAAGGAGAGAUGACCUGAAGCAGCUGCUCAGAGAUUCAAGGAUGGCGACAACCUCCUCUGGUGCUCUUCGCAAGAUCAGGAUGCCGAAGAAGAGGAAACUGCAAGAACUCUCGAGCUCAAGCGGUCGAGUAAAGAUUCGGAAACAGACAAAGAAGGCAAAGAAGGCUGCAAAGAUGCAGAUUCAAGACGAGUCUGAUGACGACGACUUCGAGCUGCUGUCACUGUCUGAUUUGUUCUGUGAGCCGCAGAAUUCAAAUAGCUUUAUGGCAGAUGAUCUAGUCGCUGAGAAACCAGCAGAUGAGAAUCUCGGGAUGGUUCAGGAUUAUCAGCCACUCCCUCAGCCUGAGGAAGUGGCUGAUUCUACCAAAUUUGUGGUCUCUGGGUCAACCAACACUACUCUCACGGCUGUCGCUGAUGCAGAAACUCAAGUCCAGGACCGGCGUACCAAGCGAAAGGAAAGAGACGUACCCGACGUUUCGACCAUCAUUCAGGGGAAUGCGAAGCGUAGCCGCAAACCAACUUCGAAGGUUGCCGAGGCAGAAACCCAGACUCUCGCCACUGCCUCUAUGAGCAAGCCGGUUUCAUUUAGAAGAAAACCUGGCUCGAGAAGAGCUUAA